Messenger RNA from Aspergillus eucalypticola CBS 122712, 1904 nucleotides. Its product is annotated as GTPase-activating protein GYP1. Gene Ontology annotation, biological process: activation of GTPase activity. The transcript has 7 exons. Gene Ontology annotation, cellular component: Golgi apparatus. The coding region runs from base 1 to 1857 and encodes 618 amino acids. The record is from RefSeq and is a predicted model, not a curated record. Lineage: Eukaryota; Fungi; Ascomycota; Eurotiomycetes; Eurotiales; Aspergillaceae. Gene Ontology annotation, molecular function: GTPase activator activity.
AUGCUAUCGUUGCCUCCGCACUCCUUAGCAACGCAAUGGCUGCGAGGAAGGGCCAACAGGUUGGUUCGUACCUCUUACACCCCCGUCUUUUGGGUUCCAGAUCCAGUGGCUGAUAUAGCUCCCCCACUUCCAAUGAACAGACCAUCGGUAUCCCAUAAUCAAGCGGCCUCGACGCAACAUGAGCAGAACACGGUUGUUGGUGCCUCAUACUCGCACGCUGACAUACUAAAAGGGAUCUCGCAGCAGCAUGCGCGCCCGCGGACACCGCCUCGGUCAUCCUCUGCCAAUAUCCAACACACGUCGCUUUCACCCCUACGGUCGGGCGGGUGGUCUACGUCCCCUCAUACUACAUCCUACUCUGACAUAAUGAAUGGCGGGAUCGAUUCCUGGGGCCCCGACCGAUUGGGAGAAGAUUACGAAGAUGAAGAGGGGGAGGAAGACAUUGUCUAUGAUGACGAUGAGGACGAGUUUGGUCUCCCUAGUAUUACCAGCAUGCGUAAGAAACAGUCGCAGCGAGCUGGCACUUCCCAGCUCAAGCCUGCUGACCCAGGUGGGGGGCUUGCUAGUACCGCCUCAUCACUCGGGGUUGGUUUGGGAACCAAUCGGCAACGGGCCAAUAGUUCGGACAUCGCUGAAGAGCGCGGCGUCCCUAUGUAUCCUACUGCUGGAACUGGGGAGGGUAAGAUACUGCGACCUCAGUAUAAAGAAAUCCUGAAAGACCCCGCCAACGCCUUGAACCUCAUAAACCACGCGCCUCCCCCCAAAAAUGCAUCGCCCAAAGAGCUGGAUAUGUACAACAGCCGCAUUUCGAGAAUAAACAAGUUCAAACGUCUUCUCCAGACAAGCACCGUUUCCUUGUCAGACCUGAGGAAUCUGGCCUGGUCAGGGGUCCCCGAUGAAGUUCGCGCGAUGACCUGGCAACUGCUCCUUGGAUACCUCCCCACGAAUAGUGAAAGGCGCAUUCCUACCCUCGAAAGAAAGCGUAAGGAAUAUUUGGACGGGGUUCGACAAGCCUUCGAACGCGGGAGUGCGGCUGGUUCUGGAAAUCCGCCUUCGUCGGGCGCUGGGCGUGGCAGGGGCCUGGACGAGGCAAUAUGGCAUCAAAUCAGCAUUGAUGUUCCUCGGACUAGCCCUCAUAUUCAACUUUACAGCUACGAAGCUACUCAACGAUCGUUGGAAAAGAUCCUCUAUGUUUGGGCUAUCCGACACCCGGCGAGCGGAUACGUGCAAGGUAUCAAUGACCUCGUCACACCGUUCUGGCAGGUCUUUUUGGGCACGUACGUAACUGAUCUUAAUGUUGAGAGGGGCAUGGAUCCUGGCCAGUUGCCCAGGAGUGUGCUGGAUGCCGUGGAGGCAGAUACGUUCUGGUGUCUUACCAAAUUACUUGAUGGUAUUCAGGACAAUUAUAUCUAUGCUCAACCGGGUAUUCACCGACAAGUUAGGGCACUGCGUGAUUUGACGAUGCGCAUUGAUUCUACGCUGGCCAAGCACUUGGAGCAGGAGGGAGUAGAGUUCAUGCAGUUCAGUUUCCGGUGGAUGAACUGUCUUCUCAUGCGUGAGAUGAGUGUACAAAAUACUAUACGGAUGUGGGACACGUAUAUGGCAGAGGAGCAGGGUUUCUCGAGGUUUCACCUAUACGUUUGUGCAGCCUUCCUUGUGAAAUGGUCAGACCAGCUGGUGAAGAUGGAUUUCCAGGAGAUAAUGAUGUUUCUGCAAGCACUUCCCACAAAGGAUUGGACGGAUAAAGAUGUGGAACUCUUGCUGAGCGAAGCAUUCAUCUGGCAAAGUCUCUUCCAGGACUCUAGGGCUCAUCUUCGUCCGGCUGGAGAACGAACUCCAGAGGAUGACCUGCAGUGACGACAGUCAUGAGUCAUUAAUAAUAUCACCUGUUUCAUUAGUAUAUG